This is a messenger RNA of Epinephelus moara (kelp grouper), 1038 nucleotides long. Its product is annotated as claudin-4-like. Gene Ontology annotation, biological process: cell adhesion; bicellular tight junction assembly. The coding region runs from base 55 to 687 and encodes 210 amino acids. Lineage: Eukaryota; Metazoa; Chordata; Actinopteri; Perciformes; Serranidae. The transcript has a single exon. Gene Ontology annotation, cellular component: plasma membrane; bicellular tight junction. Gene Ontology annotation, molecular function: structural molecule activity. The record is from RefSeq and is a predicted model, not a curated record.
AGCCCAGUUUAGAACUGAGACAGCAAGAAAGACAAGGAGCACCACCGAACAGCAAUGGCAUCUUUAGGGCUGCAGAUUCUGGGCGUCGGGCUGGCGGUGCUGGGAUGGAUUGGAAACAUACUGAUCUGUAUGCUGCCUCUGUGGAAGGUGUCUGCUUUCAUUGGGAACAACAUCGUGGUGGCUCAGACUAUCUGGGAAGGACUGUGGAUGACCUGUGUGGUGCAGAGCACUGGCCAGAUGCAGUGCAAGGUCUACGACUCCCUGCUGGCCCUGCCUCCGGACCUCCAGGCGGCUCGGGCUAUGGUGGUCAUCGCCAUCCUGUUCUCUCUGUUCGGCCUGCUGCUGUCUGUGGUUGGAGGGAAAUGCACCACCUGUGUUGGGGACAAGGUAGCAAAAGCCAGAGUGGCCAUGUCCGCAGGUGUUUUCUUCAUCCUGAGUGGAGCUCUGUGUCUGGUGACUGUGUCUCUGCCUGCUAAUACUAUCAUAAAGGACUUCUACAACCCCAUGGUCCCAGACGCCCAGAGGAGGGAGCUGGGUGCGUGUUUGUACAUGGGCUGGGGAGCAUCAGGACUACUGCUGAUCGGUGGUACUCUCCUCUGCUGUCAGUGCCCGACAGGAGGAGACCGGUAUAAUGGAGCAAAGUACUCUGCGCCUAAAUCCACAACGCCCGGGAAGGAAUUUGUCUGAGUAGCUGCAUUACAUGAGAAGCAGCACCCUUUGAAAAGCACCUGACUUUACAUACAGCACAAACCUGUUGCUUAUCAAUUUCUGAUUUGCAUUGUGACUAACUUUUGACUAACACAUUGUGGCCUUUUGUUUCUGUGACAUGCAAGAGACCCUAUAAGACAUGUGCCAUGUUACAAUAACGCAACAUGAAGUUAAGAUUGAAACUUAAUUUGUUUGUUUUGUUUUCUGUUAUAAUUUCGAUAUUAAUUCACUCUCAGACUCUUCUGAUGUUUUCAUUCAUCUUCUUUUGUGCAACAUAAGCACUUCAGAAAAAGUCAUGUAUUCAUCGUGUGAUUUGUUUUCAUUCAGACA